Molecule: messenger RNA, 219 nt
Organism: Chlorella variabilis
Lineage: Eukaryota; Viridiplantae; Chlorophyta; Trebouxiophyceae; Chlorellales; Chlorellaceae
Exons: 1
Biological process (GO): protein targeting to ER
Cellular component (GO): signal peptidase complex; endoplasmic reticulum membrane
Source: RefSeq, a predicted model, not a curated record
ACAACGAUGGACUUCGCAGGCCAGAAGCUGGCGGAGACGCUGGCGAUGUUCAUAGUCUCCCUGUUUUCCGUGAUCGGCUUCAUCUACGGGUACCUGCAGCAGGACUUCCGCGGCAUGAUGUCUCUCUUCGGCGGCGGAGUGCUGCUGGCCUUCGUGGUGGGCGUGCCCGACUGGCCCGUGUACAACAAGCACCCUGUCAAGUUCCUGCCGCCCAAGGAG